Syngnathus acus (greater pipefish) is the source of this 837-nucleotide messenger RNA. RefSeq names its product protein lin-28 homolog A (gene lin28aa). The annotation marks the transcript as partial. Gene Ontology annotation, molecular function: zinc ion binding; nucleic acid binding. NCBI's taxonomy places the organism in Eukaryota, Metazoa, Chordata, Actinopteri, Syngnathiformes, Syngnathidae. The transcript is spliced from 3 exons. The record is from RefSeq and is a predicted model, not a curated record.
UUAGGGGGUUGCAAGGCGGACGAAGACGAGGGCCCCAGCCCGGCCGAGGAGGACUCGGAGACCCUCCAGGGCCAGGGUUUGUGCAAGUGGUUCAACGUGCGCAUGGGCUUCGGCUUCCUGUCCAUGACGAGCCGGGACGGCGUGCAGCUGGACGAGCCCGUGGAUGUCUUCGUACAUCAGAGCAAGUUACACAUGGACGGCUUCCGCAGCCUGAAGGAAGGCGAAGCUGUGGAGUUUACCUUCAAAAAGUCCCCCAAAGGGCUGGAGUCCCAGCGGGUCACGGGCCCCGGUGGGAUCCACUGCGUGGGCAGCGAGCGCAGACCCAAAGGCAAGAAAGUCCAGAAGCGACGCUCCAAAGGAGAUCGGUGCUACAACUGCGGCGGUCUGGACCACCACGCCAAAGAGUGCAAGUUGCCGCCUCAGCCUAAAAAGUGCCACUUCUGCCAGAGCAUCGAUCACAUGGUGGCCAACUGUCCAAUCAAAGCACAGCAGCCCUCGCCGGCUUCUCAGGGAAAGCCGUCCGCCCUGAAGGUCAACGAGGAGGAGAAAGGUGGACACGCCUCCACCCCGCCACCGCCACCUCCUCAAGAGGCCUCCGAAUAGGCCUAGCGGAGGUAUUUUGUGUUUUUUCUUUUUUUUUUUUUUUUCCUUUCCUUGGAAGGUGGGCAGUAUUGGUUAGCACAGAGGCCAAUCAAACUGCUUCGACUGAGGAAUCGCCUCCAGUCUGAAGCUUCUUUUGGAACUACCUCAGGUCAAAACAAGUUUUCUCAAGAAGAAUGUUGCUGAUUUGUUUUUUCAUAUUUUUUUUAAUUUGUUGGUAUCGCUUACACUCAGGAA